Talaromyces rugulosus is the source of this 2943-nucleotide messenger RNA. RefSeq lists its product as uncharacterized. The transcript has 3 exons. The record is from RefSeq and is a predicted model, not a curated record. Bases 1 to 2943 code for a protein of 980 amino acids. Gene Ontology annotation, molecular function: DNA binding; DNA-binding transcription factor activity, RNA polymerase II-specific; zinc ion binding. NCBI's taxonomy places the organism in Eukaryota, Fungi, Ascomycota, Eurotiomycetes, Eurotiales, Trichocomaceae. Gene Ontology annotation, biological process: DNA-templated transcription; regulation of DNA-templated transcription.
AUGGCAGAGGUGGUAUCAGGCCUCCUGGUCAAUCAGCGAUUCGACUCGCUCGAAGACUUCAAAUCGGCCAUUCGAAACAUCUCCGUUCGUCAGCAUUGGGAUCUCCGAGUCGUGCGAAGCAACAAAAAGAGCGUGGUGUUGGGUUGUCGCUCAUCGCCCAACUGCUACUUCCGCGUCGUGUGUCGCGCAAACAAGAAUGCGACGCAUAUCACCAGCCUGCAGGACCGGCACAACUGUCGUCGCAACCUGGGCACCGCUGGGUCGACGCCUGCUCGGUCCGAAGCGUCACAUGUGCGCUUCUUGCUGAAUGAGAUUCCAAAGUUGUUUGAUAUGAAGAGCAAGAUCAAGGGCCAGGAUGUCGUCGACGCCGUCAAACGGUACCAUGGCUAUGACAUUUCAAUGCGACAAGCGCAGCGCGCGUUGACAAAGCUACAGCCUCGCCAAUCAAGAGGCCAUGUUCAAAAUAUCAACCGUGAUGGGAGUCCUUCGCAAUUACACUCGACUUCGGCCGGUCAGCCUGGCAAUGAAGCGUCCUUUGAUCCGCUGGCGGAGGACCGUGGCUGGGGAGAGAACGGCCUUUCGUCCACGUUGAUGGAUGAUGAUAGCAUGGAUCAAGACGACGACUCGCCAACAGGAUCCCCAUCGGCCGGCAUUCAUGUCCAUACACAACAGCAUAGCUCACCUCUUGUGGGCCAUGUGCAGCCAGGUCCAUCCGAGCCCAGUCCCCUUCCGACUAUUCAGCACCAUCCUUCACAGAUCAGCUCUCUUCCACCUCCUCCGCCUCCUCCUCAGACAUAUCCUCAACCUCCACAACAAAUCCAACUUCCUCCCCCUCCUCUACAGGCCAACCCAAAACCUCCGAAUCAACCGCAACCACAACCACAAUCUCAGCAACAAAAUCCGCCGCCGCCGCAACCCCAACCGCAGCAGCAGCAACAUCAACAACCUACUCCAACCGGCCACCCUGCAGCCGCUCAACUCGUACUCACCAAUUUCAAAAUCGAGUUUACGUGCACUUCAUGCGGCGCUCUAAACCAGAGUUUCUUUCCAAACCAAGGAAAUAUUACCAACAACGCCUAUUUACCACAACAUGGUAUCCAUCCAGCAGCCACCAAUACGCGCCCACAAAUGGAGGGAGUGCCAAACGACACGAACGCAAACACCGCUACUGCUGCUGCUGGGUUUGGUGGGCCAGAAUAUGAGAGUAAUGGCCAUCCUCAUGCACGCAAUAUAUCCCCGUGGGUAGGCGGUUUAGACUGCGAUUUGACCGAUUCGAUUUGCUCGAGAUGUAAAGCGGCAGGGCUGAAGUGCACUUUUGAUCUUCCGGUGCAGAGACGAGGGCCAAAAACUCGCUAUCCGGCUAGAAAUGCCACUGCUGCUGAUGCUGCCAUCCCUGUUUCAGCGGGGGCCACCAGCACUUUUGCCAUUCAAAAGCCGCCUACGUCGAAUAGCACGGUUUCUUUACCAGAAACAGCAUGGGAAAUUGGAAUCUUAUCACCAAAGGCAGUGGACCUUCAGAAUUCUCUACUAGAUGAAGCUUUGGCCCAGUCAUCCCCGGCUAUUCAACGAUGGAGCGAUUUAGAAACGCAAAUUAGGGCCAGCGUUCCCGAUAUCACGCUUGAAGGGAUAAUCAUAAGGUGCUUUGAUCUCUAUUUUGAGUAUCUUUUCCCCUUGAUUCCUCUCAUCCAUGAGUCAGGUCUCCGAGAGAUUCUGAACUCCUUUUUGACCGGGACCAUUCCGCUGCUUCGCCAUGACGGAGAAAAUACUACAGCAGGUUCCUCAAUGGCCACAGAUAGCAUAUAUGAAGAUCUAGGACUUUGGCCGGAACCUGCCUUUGCGCUUAUUACUGCCCUCUGCGCGGAAACAGCUUUUUUAUUACCGACCGAAGUAUUUGCCGAGGGAUGCUUGGUUUCUGACGCCUUUCUGAAGGCUUCGAGAAGUUGCUUAGACAGCUAUAUGGAAGCAGACUUUGAAAAUCCAAAUGCGGUUUCGGUGAUUAUCCGGUACUACCAUUAUAAUUGCUUCCAUGAAGCGGGAAGGUCCAAUUACGCGCGACGUAUAUUUGGCGAAGCUACAUGUCUUGUACAAGCGAUGCAGAUGAACGAUGAAUCAUCAUACCAGACGUUGCAUCCGCUUGAAGUUGAGUUACGCAGAAGGGUAUUCUGGAUGAUCUUUAUCGAAGACCAGUCGAACACUAUUCUGAGAAAGCACCCAGUCACUAUCCACAUACUAUCAUUUGAAACAGGAAUUACAACAUUAUAUCCUAUUGGGGAGAUUAAUGACCUUGCGCUGAGUAUAUCCUCUGUUAUAAACAGUACUCAGUCGGCCUUCGUGACAGGAUUUAAUGCCAGCGUCAAAGUAUGGCAAGCCGCGUCGGAUAUUUUGCUCGAAAUCAGAAUGCUGCAGGAACAUUGGCGCAUCACACAGUCGACAUACUCUCCACUUCCAAGUGAAGCUUCAAACACACUUGACAUGCUAUAUGUUCGUUUCAUUACUUGCCUUGACAACCUACCUCGUUACCUUCAAAUUGACGAAAUUGAUGAACACGAAGUUGACUACCAGCAACCAAACAAAAUAGCGACGAUCCAACGAGUGAAUAUUCACGUAACGCUUCAGUUUCUUCGCAUGGUGCUUCUACAAAGGAUAUCAGCACUUGGAAUCGAGCACCAGUCCAAGUCUAACUCGCGAAUGUUGACUUUGCGAACCACUGAGGUAGCCCGAGAAAUGCUACGAGUUCUGCGUAGCGUCCCAUUUUGGGCUCUACAGAUAAAUAGACUCUUUUCUAUUGAGAAAAUCCAUUUCGUUGGCGCAAGUCUCCUCGCAAUACUUCGUGAGGACGGAAACGGAACUUUGCAGUCGUUAGACCAAGCAAGGAGCGAUUUCUCCAUGCUCUUGGAUAUCUUAACAAGGCUCGACUUUAGAACGUCGGAAACAUUACAGUGA